UCAAAGGAUAUACUAGUGACUUUUAGAAAAAUAUACAGUGCCCUUGAUAAUUGUGAAAAUAUAUCAUGAUACAAUAUAAGACCACUGAUUGUUGUUUACGAUAAUAUUUACGAAAUUAUUUUACUUAAAACAAAAACAGGAAAAAUUACUAUUUCCCAAAAAUUUGAAACUCAUUGCAAGAACUUUUAAUUGCACUAAACAUCUAUUAAAAUUAAACAAAUUAAAGAAAUUAAUUCUUUCGAGAAAAAAACUAGCUUCAUGAAGAUGUUUAUUUAAAAAAUAUUGUUAUCAAAUAAAUCGAGUUCCGUAUUAUAGAUCAACUUGCAUUUUGUGGCAACAUCCUGUUUAAUAGAUAGACAAACGGAGAGAGAAAGAGAGAGCGAGAAAUUCUGAAGUACUUUCCAAAUGGAUAUAAAGCAGAAUAAGUGCAAUCCGAUGUAAUAUUUUUUUGUAACUAUAAAAAGAUCUGUAGAAUAAAUUAAAAGUUUACUACCAUAUCUCGCUUAACUUUAUUUCGGUAGUACAUCGAAUUGCAAAAGGUCGAUAAUCAUAGAUCACUAUGCUCCGUUAUAAAAACGCAUAAAAAGAUUAAGUUCGUCAAAGAUUCGUAUGACGCAGAAAUAAUUUAGAGGAAGAUUGAAGAGGAAGACGAGAAAAAUUGAAGAUUGAGGGAGACACUAUCAUAUUAUAUAACAGUGAAAAGAUGGCGGACUGUGAGAAAGAGGAGGCUCAUAAUCUCCAAAUGGAGUUUGAAUGGCUCCUACACGAAGAAGUUCACUCUUCAUUAUCCCAACUUCGCAAUAUCCUAAUGGAAUGCGCACAACGAUUUCCAUUGGCUGUUUUUGGUAAUGAUCAACUUAAUAAGACAGACAGAUUUGUAUUUGCAGCUCCGCAUGAUCAAGUAAAAUGUGUAGCAGUACUUACCGGUGAUAGUAUCACAAAUGCAGAAGUUAAUUUCAAAGUACAACGUCAACCAAAUGUUAACAUGAGAACAAGUAUAGUAAAUGAACAUCCUUGGAAAUUACAACAAAUACAAGAUGCUGCUAAUCAUUUACAACAAGCUAUUGCACAUAUUGAUAAUGUUGAUCGGCAUUAUCUUUUCAAAACAUCAGAUGAAGUUAUGCAUGUACUAGGUAAUAUAUUGGGUAGUCUUCAACGGAGCAGAACUAGUUUAAUUGUUCCCAGAAAGAAAACUAUCGAUGACCUCAUCAAAAGUCGUAAUAUGAAAUCUUUAAGUCCUAAUCUUCCAGAGAAUUUAGCUAUUAGCUUUUACAUUCAAAGCUAUAAACUGGUUUUAGCAGUCUAUCAAUUAGAAAAUGCACAUGGUAGCGUUAAACAUGAAACUCAACAAGCAGAAUGUAGUGUACCAUGGUUAAAUGAUGCAUUGGUACUUCUAACCAUAGCAUUGCAACUUUGUCAACGUUUGAAAGAUAAGAUUUGUGUUUUUUCUCUAUAUAAAGAUUUUACUGUGAGCACACAUGUUCCUUCAACUACCAGUUGGUAACCUUAAAUAUAAUUUCACCUUCAAAAUACUGUAUUAUAAAAAUGGUGCUAUAUAAGGAUUAUUGGUUCUAGUUAGAUGCUAGUUCAAUAAGCCAAUAAUGCUUAUUAAAGUCAGAUAGAGGAUAGCAUCCCCUUUUAUUAUUUUAACAAUUAUUGUACACGGAAUUUGUUUUUACAAAAUUUAGAAGUAAUUAUUUAUAGUGCGUGCCUAGAAUAGUAUUAUAGAAAUUUAAUAUUUCACUAUGAAACACUAAAGGUUGGAGGUGCAAAAAUUAAAAAUGGUAUUCUCAUGCUAUUUUGCACACUACAUAAAAAUUAACUAGAUACAACAGAAAAAGGAAACUAAUGUAUUUUGCCAAUUAUGUAUGUGCAGAGAGUUACUUUGUAUUAAAAUACUUCUUUUCCUCAUGUAUUUUACAUAUGUGCAAGUUUAACAAAUUUUUUAUGUAAAGGUUGCAUCUUCUACACAACAAAUUUGAGUUGAUUGAAACGCCUUUUAAUGUUAUUUUAAGGAAUUUUUUCUGUCAGGAUUGUCUUGUAAGACUGGUCCAUGUAAAAAUGAUUUUGAAAAAAAAAAAGAGAAAAGGGAAUCUUUUAUUUAAAUUCAUUUUGACAAAAAUAGAAAUUUUGUCAAAUGUGAAUUUUGAAAUUUUCAAUUUAAAAAUUUGAAUUUUGAAUUUUAAAAUUGUGAAAUUUUUAUAUAAGUAGAAAUAUUGCAUGAAAUAUCAAUUUUCUGGAGAAAAUAUUACAAAUAUCAAUAAUACUGUUCUAAACAAAAAAAUCAAUUAUUAUAUACUUUAUGUGCAUAUAAGAUAUACUAUUGAUUUUUCGUUUCUUUAUAUAUAGUAAAAUCUUCAUUUGUAUGUAUUUUAUUAUUAGAAAGAUAAGAUCUUUAAAAGACUUCUCUUAAAACAAUGUAUGUAUACACAAAGUAACUGUCAUGUAUGAACAUUUAAUACGACCAACUUUAAAGGAAAUACUGUCUUCUGAUAUCUUCUGAUUACAUUGGACAAUUUUCGAAAACAAAUGAAUGUUCGUUCACAAUCUUUAUAAACUAUUCUUUUAUUCGUUCAUACUUGGUUUUUCCUUCAAUUAUUUUUAUCGUACAGAGAAAAUUAUGAUAAUAUUCUUUUUACUUUUUUCUACUUGAAUAGUAAAAAAUACGAUCAAAAUAUUACCGCAUUCCAUCGAUUUGAAGUGCUUUGUCAAGAAAAAAUAUCUAUUUCACAAAUAGGAACCCUCGCCUUAAACUUUUAACGACUAUCGUUUGGUGUCGCCAUGGUAGUUUCAUGAUUUUUGGAACCAUUCUAAUAAAUUUUUAUUUAUACUUAUGCAUAUAUAGAUACACGUAUAUAUAUGAUCUGUAAUUAUUUAUUGAUACAUUAUAAAAUUAUUGAUACUAUUGCAUAAAAUGUAAAUAAUCGAGUAGGCUGUUGAUAUUUUCCAUCAUAUCUAAUAUAGACAAGAGUAAACGAAUUGGCAAUGAAAAAAAAGAAAAAAGAAAAACAAAUUUAUAAAAUGUCGAGUUGAUUAAGACGUGAUGUAGGUAUUAAAUAAAAAAGUGACGUAACUAUUAUAUCAAUACUUCUAAAUUUAAAUAUCAUCAAAUAAAAUAAUAAUAUGCCAAAUGCUAUCAUUUCUUCUAUCAAUUUACAAAACUAAAUUAAAAUUUUGUUUGUAUUGUAACAUGUUAUAUACAUGACUACCGAUUUAUUUGUAAAUGUAAGUUUAUAAUUUUUAUUGAUGUAUCAUUUUGGUUAAGACAUAACUAUU
Molecule: messenger RNA, 3276 nt
Organism: Vespula vulgaris
Lineage: Eukaryota; Metazoa; Arthropoda; Insecta; Hymenoptera; Vespidae
Gene: rogdi
Product: protein rogdi
Exons: 6
Coding region: 704-1504 (266 amino acids)
Cellular component (GO): RAVE complex
Source: RefSeq, a predicted model, not a curated record